AUGGCUUCGUCUCUCUCAUCCAAACCAUUUCUCGGAGCUUCAAGGACCGAUGGGCUUUCUGGGUUGUGCUCUAUCUCCUCGGAUCUUCGAAAUCUAUCGUCCCCCUCAGUACAGUUUUUGAUCCGCCCUCGUACUGUCAGGAAGCUCCAGGUGCAAGCAGCUGGGAAUACUUAUGGAAAUUUCUUUCGUGUAACAACUUUUGGAGAAUCACAUGGUGGUGGUGUUGGUUGUGUAAUCGAUGGAUGUCCUCCUAGGAUGCCCCUCUCUGAAGCUGAUUUGCAGGGCGACCUGGACAGAAGGAGGCCAGGUCAAAGUCGGAUUACUACUCCUAGGAAGGAAACUGACACGUGCCAAAUACUUUCUGGAGUUCAUGAAGGAGUGACUACUGGGACCCCAAUUCUUGUGCUUGUACCCAAUACUGAUCAAAGAGGACGUGAUUAUGACGAAAUGUCAAUAGCUUAUAGGCCUUCACAUGCAGAUCGAACUUAUGACCUGAAGUAUGGUGUCAGAUCAGUGCAGGGUGGUGGUAGAUCUUCAGCUAGAGAAACAAUAGGAAGAGUUGCUGCAGGAGCAGUUGCCAAGAAAAUCCUUAAGGCCUUUUCAGGAACUGAGGUUCUUGCUUAUGUUUCACAAGUUCACAAGGUUGUGCUUCCAGAGGAGUCCGUUAAUCAUUAUACACUGGCACUUGAUCAGCUACAAGGAACAACAUUCAAUAUGCAGACUAGAUAUCUGAAUGAUUUAGGACUCUUGAGUAGAGAGUACAUUGUUAGGUGCCCAGACGCUGAAUAUGCAGAGAAGAUGAUAUCUGCCAUUGAUGCUGUUAGGGUGAAAGGGGAAUCCAUUGGUGGUGUUGUCACGUGCAUCGUUAGGAACUGCCCACCGGGGCUUGGUUCACCAGUCUUUGACAAACUUGAAGCUGAAUUUGCUAAAGCUGUUUUGUCAUUACCUGCAACAAAGGGUUUUGAAUUUGGAAGUGGAUUUGCAGGUACCUUUUUAACCGGGAGUGAACACAACGAUGAAUUCUAUUUGGAUGAACAAGGAAAAAUCAGGACAAAAACAAAUCGCUCUGGUGGGACACAGGGAGGAAUAUCCAAUGGGGAAAUCAUAAACAUGAGAAUAGCUUUCAAGCCAACAGCUACUAUUUCAAAGAAGCAGAAUACAGUGACUAGAGAUAAACAUGAGAUAGAACUUAUAGCCCGUGGUCGCCAUGAUCCUUGUGUUGUUCCUCGAGCGGUGCCGAUGGUGGAAGCUACGAUAGCCCUUGCGCUUGUGGACCAACUAAUGGCACAUUAUGCACAGUGUCAUAUGUUUCCUAUCAAUACCGAGCUACAAGAACCCCUGCGCGUAACCGAAGUUGAAGCAGCUGAGGAAGCUGCUCUGCACAGUUGA
Prunus armeniaca (apricot) is the source of this 1389-nucleotide messenger RNA. The record is from the annotation of a GenBank genome assembly. NCBI's taxonomy places the organism in Eukaryota, Viridiplantae, Streptophyta, Magnoliopsida, Rosales, Rosaceae.